AUGCCUUUCGUCAUCGACCUCAAGGGACAGACCGUCGUCGUUACCGGUGGUAACCGUGGUAUCGGCCUUGCCAUCAGCGAAGCCGUCGCUGGCGCCGGUGCCAACGUCGCCAUCCUGUACCGAUCGCACCCCAAGGCGCAGGAAGCUGCCGAGCAGGUCGCCAAGAAGUUCGGCGUCAAGGUCAAGGCCUACCAGUGCGAUGUCGGCGAUGCUGACCUGGUCAAGAAAACGAUCAAGCAGGCUCAGGAUGACCUCGGAAAGGUGACCGGUGUCGUUGCCAAUGCCGGUGUCUCCGUUGUCAAGCCCGCCGUCGAGCUCACCUCGGACGACUUCCGCUACGUCUACGACACCAACGUUCUGGGUGUCUUCAACGUGGCCAAGGCGGCUGCCCAGCUCUGGAUUGAGUCUGGCUACAAGAAGGGCUCGAUCGUCAUCACGUCGUCCAUGUCGUCCGAGAUCUACAACCAGAAGGGUCUCAACGAACCCUUGACCCAGGUCUUCUACAACUCGUCCAAGGGCGCCGUUACCAACCUCGGCAAGUGUCUCGCUGCUGAGUGGGCCACCCAUGGCAUUCGUGUCAACAUCCUCGAGCCUGGUUUCUGCAACACGGAGCAGACGAGCGGCAUGGACAAGAGCAUCCGCGACUUCCAGGCCUCCUCCAUCCCUCUCGGCCGCUUCUCGGAGCCCCACGAGCAGGCCGAGCCUUGCGUGCUCCUGUUGAGCGACAAGUCGUCGUACAUGACCGGCUCGGUCAUCCGCCCCGACGGUGGUUUCACCAUCUGGUAA
This is a messenger RNA of Sporisorium graminicola, 786 nucleotides long. RefSeq lists its product as uncharacterized. The transcript has 2 exons. The record is from RefSeq and is a predicted model, not a curated record. The coding region runs from base 1 to 786 and encodes 261 amino acids. NCBI's taxonomy places the organism in Eukaryota, Fungi, Basidiomycota, Ustilaginomycetes, Ustilaginales, Ustilaginaceae. Gene Ontology annotation, molecular function: oxidoreductase activity, acting on NAD(P)H, oxygen as acceptor. Gene Ontology annotation, cellular component: intracellular anatomical structure.